AUGGCCGCUACCGUCCACAGCGACCUCUUCACCGCCAUCUCCAAGGGCCAGAUCCACGCCGCGUCCAAGCUGCUCGACCUCGGCACCAACGUGAAUGCCACCAAGAUGAUCAAUAAGGUGCUGUACACGCCGCUGAUGCUCGCUGCGGAAAAAGGCCACGACGACAUCGUGAGACUCCUCUUGGAGCGCAACGACAUCGACGUGAAUCCGGUCCAACUGCCCCAGGCCAAGAAAGGACUCACACCGCUGUACCUGGCGGCCAUGGCCGGCCAUCUUCCCGUCGUGAAGGAGCUCUUGAAGCUCGGAUCCAAGAUCGACACAAACAUAACGGUCGAGCGGAAUGUGACGCCCCUUCAGGCCGCCAUGAUGCGAGGACACACAGACGUUGUCGACGCGCUGUGGCCAUACGCUGACGACAAAAUCAAACAGAGAUGCCUCCACGCUGCGUUGGAGAGCCAAAAGUUUGAGACUGUUGCGGCUUUGAUUCAAGACCGCGGGCUUGACGUGAACAUAAUGUAUCAGGACGCGCUUCUCCUCGAGUUUGUGGCUCCCUUCAUGGACGUCAAGGGCCUCGUGUACCUGCUGGAGAAGGACCUGCCGAUCAAGAUCGACCGCAGCGACCGACCCGAACACGUUUCAGCGAACCCUGACCACAACUUUUCCUGGGCGACGUUUGUCGAUCCGUCGGCGGUGACGUUGAACGACUCGAUCGCCAAGGAGACUGUCGUCGACGCCCUGGUCGAUUCGAUCUUGGCCGAUGCCACGGCCAUUUCGAGAGCCCACGUCAUGCAAGCGCUGUUGGCGAGCACCGACCAACACAAUCGUCCGGUCGUCGCGCUCGCGGACGCAUCGCUCGUCACGUUUAUGAAGAGCCAAACGUACUUGGCUGGUCGAUACGAGAUCGCGGACGGCCCUCCCAUCCAUAUAGGCGCUGCGUCGGUGAUUGUACAGGCCGUGGACCAUGGCAUGUACGCCCAAGUGUUUGACGAAUACGCCGACGAUGACGGCGUGCUCAACGUGGACGCGUUCGUCGACUGCAAUCACGUCCUGUGCAAGCUCGCGCCAGGCUCGUUCGUGGCGGGUGCCGGGGACGACGUCGAUGACGCCAAGAUGCGCGAGGAAAGCUGGAUCCAAGCGUUUGAUGCGCUCACCCCCGACAACGAGUGCAUUGACGUGGACGAUUUCCGACGAUUCUGUGAAGCCACCUACGGCCCUCACUUGAAAGUCGCGAUGAAGUUCAUGCGCCACGUGGACGACUACACCCGCGAGCGCCAACUGCGCCACGGGUUGUGCAGCCACCGCAUCGUUGGGCUCCUCCCGAUUCAAGCCGACCUGAGUGUCCUCCAGUCAUUGCGACUGACGGGCUACGACAUCGACUUGGCCGAGUUUCCCCACGUCAUCGUGAUGCCGGCGGGAGGACGUAGCUUGGCCGACAUGGCGCACCAUGAACGACCGCAAGGCCGCGACGCCCGUUCGGUGCUCCACCAAGUCGCUGCUUCGCUCGACCACCUCCACAACCAUGGCUUUGUUCAUGGCAAUCUGUCCACAAAGCACGUGUUGUCCAUGCAAGGGCAGCUCAAGCUGAUCGAUUUCACUGCCACUGCUCAAAUCGGCGUCGAUCACGUCGGUGCCAAGUGGUCGUCGGCAUGCUUGCCUCCUGAAAUGUUUUACCAGCUCCGCAACGACGCGGAACUGGCGCAGUAUGCCGCGUACUGGCGCGACCAGUCCAGCUCGAUCCCCGACAGGAACGCCCUCCGUCCGCGAUCCAAUUUCGUCGUACGUGCUUUCUGCCGAUCCGCGUCAGGUCAUGCGCUUCCGUAUACAACGGUGCGCGCGUCGACUGCGCUCGACGCAUGGGCGUUUGGAUGCAUGAUGUUUGACCUCAUCACGGGCACCUCCCUCGUCCCGUCGAGUCGCAGCCACGACAUCUUGCCGACGUAUGUGGCGACCGCAGCGACAUGGACAGACGAAAAGCUUCGCCAACGUGUGGUCGAAGCAGUGCACGACCCUGCGGCGCAGCAGUUGUUGCUGCAGUUGCUCGUCGUCGAGCCAUCUCGUCGCCUGACGAUGGACCAAGUGGUGGACCACGUGUAUUUUUCCGGCGGCCCCCAUGCCGACGUCACCGACGAAGACGACUUUGACGACUGGGUGCUGGACAGCGUACCUGGAGACAUUGCACGGACUCGAGCCAAGCGGAACUUGCACGCAUGA
Molecule: messenger RNA, 2211 nt
Organism: Aphanomyces invadans
Lineage: Eukaryota; Oomycota; Saprolegniomycetes; Saprolegniales; Verrucalvaceae
Product: serine/threonine protein kinase
Exons: 8
Coding region: 1-2211 (736 amino acids)
Biological process (GO): protein phosphorylation
Molecular function (GO): protein binding; protein kinase activity; ATP binding
Source: RefSeq, a predicted model, not a curated record